AUGGCUGACCAAGCAGGACAGCCCAUCGACAUUCAUGCCCUUGAGAAAUUCCUUACUCAGGCAUUGCCUCAGAUCCGACCUCCUUUCCACUUUCAAGUGGGACAAUCCAAUCCAACCUAUAGAAUUACGGACUCCGGUGGAAUAGCGUAUGUCCUGCGAAAGAAACCGCCUGGAAAGCUCCUCUCCAGGACGGUCCAUCAAAUCGAGCGGGAAUAUAGAGCGCUCUCUGCAUUCCAGGGAACUGAAGUCCCAGUCCCAAAGACCUACUGUUUGUACGAAAAAGAUGAUGUUCUCGGAACCCCAUUCUACGUUAUGGAGUUUCUGGAUGGUCGGAUCUUCACCGAUUUCACAAUGCCUGGGGUGAGUCCCACCGAGAGGAUAGCCUUGUGGAGAGAUGCUGUACGAGUGUUAGGCAAGAUUCAUACCACCAAUUACCAUUCAGUCGGGCUACAGAGAUUUGGUAAGCAAGGAGGCUACUAUGACCGUCAGCUGUCGACGUUUACAUAUCUAUCCCGUGCACAAGGAAAGGUGGAAGAUCCUUUGACCAAGGUCCCUGUUGGAGAGUUACCGCAUUACACUGAAAUGGUCGACUUUUUCUGUCGUCAUGAGCCUCGGCCCAAGGAUCGGCAUACCAUAGUGCAUGGUGACUACAAGAUCGAUAACUUGAUCUUCUAUCCCACUGAAUCACGGGUAAUUGGGGUCCUUGACUGGGAAAUGGCGACUAUGGGCCAUCCCCUUUCGGAUUUUUGCAACCUCACGCAUCCUUAUUUCUGGGAUGGCCUGAACCAGGACGUGGCAAUGUUUCGUUCUGGGAAGGUUGCAGGAUUGCCUAGUCGCGCACAGUGCUUACAGUGGUAUGUCGAGACUGCAGGCUGGGACCCCGAACCAGAUCUUUGGUGGGGAGAUGCAUUUUUUGCAUUCAGAACCACUGUUAUCUUGCAGAGCGUAGCCGCCAGGCAUGCCGAGCGGCAGACAAGCAGUCCGGACUCGGUAAAAUAUGCCCUGAAAGUAAAGCCAUCCGCGGAGGCUGCCUGGGAACUAGUGAGGAAAGCAAAGCUUAAACCUAAGUCUGGGAGAUUGUGA
Molecule: messenger RNA, 1083 nt
Organism: Aspergillus niger
Lineage: Eukaryota; Fungi; Ascomycota; Eurotiomycetes; Eurotiales; Aspergillaceae
Exons: 3
Coding region: 1-1083 (360 amino acids)
Source: RefSeq, a predicted model, not a curated record